This is a messenger RNA of Populus trichocarpa (black cottonwood), 827 nucleotides long. RefSeq names its product protein NDR1. NCBI's taxonomy places the organism in Eukaryota, Viridiplantae, Streptophyta, Magnoliopsida, Malpighiales, Salicaceae. The record is from RefSeq and is a predicted model, not a curated record. The transcript has a single exon. Gene Ontology annotation, biological process: defense response to other organism. The coding region runs from base 94 to 765 and encodes 223 amino acids.
ACAUUCCUAGCUAAGCUACAAAACCCAACUCCUCAAACACUUCCAUCCAUCAAAAUUCUUUCGAAACCCCCUUCGUUUUCUUGCCAAGUGAAUAUGUCCACCUCCCAACAGUUACCCACUCACCAUCAACGGGAACCCAAACCCAUCAAACGCCACCAUUCCGCCAGCUACUAUGUUAAUCGAGUCCGCGACAGCCUUACUACUCGGAUCUCCAAGAUUAUAUGUGGCAUAUUUUUAACCCUUCUAUUCGUUGGUGGUAUUGCUGUAUUCAUAACAUGGCUCAGUUUACGCCCACAUCGUCCUCGGAUCCUUAUCUCGAAUUUUUUUAUUCCGGGUUUGGAUCAACCUGAUGGGUUCGAAAAUGCUGAGAUAAGUUUCAAUGUCACAGCCCGGAACGCAAACCGAGCAGUUGGGUAUUAUUAUGAUUCGGUGGAAGCCUUUGUUUACUAUAGAGAUCGAGCAAUUGGGUCUACACCCUUAGUGGACUCAUUUUACCAAGAGCCCAAAAACACAACUAAUUUGUCCAAGGUGUUGAAAGGGGCCACCCUGGAUGUGAAUAGUGACCGUUGGCGGGUAUUUAGGAAAGAUUUUGCGCGUGGAGCGGUUGUUUUUCGAUUAGAUGUAACGGCCAUGAUUCGAUUUAAGCUGUCCACGUGGGAUAGUAAGCGCCAUCGGAUGCAUGCCAAUUGUGAUGUUGCUGUUGGCCGAGAUGGGUCCAUCUUGGCAACUUCUAAAAAUAAGAGAUGCCUUGUAUAUUUCACUUGAUUUGUGAAAGUUACGUAAAUUAUGUAAUUUUCUUUGUCUUUUUAAUGUGAAUUCAUUUGACA